CAACCGUUUAAACCCUCAAAACCCUACACAAAUACCUCUUUACCAUAAAAAAUGUACUCAUCAAUUAUAUUCUUAAAACGUUCUAGGAUAUUCCAGUACAAUGCUCUUCACAGUCUCACCUUCCUCCGCCACAUGGGUGGCGGCCCACGGACGUUCCCUGGCGGCCUGAACAAAUGGCAAUGGAAGCGCCUCCACGAAAAGCAGGCCAGGGAGAAGGAAAAACGGCUUCUGGAUCAAGAGAAACAGCUCUACCAGGCGAGGGUUCGAUCCGAGAUCCGCUCCAAAAUCGCCACCCCAGAUUCAUCAAAACAUGAACAAAACACGAAUCCAUCCAACUAUAAACCAUUAUCCCCUAAAGAACAUAUUAAAGCUCUAGCGGAUCGUUUCAUGAAAGAGGGCGCGGAAGAUUUGUGGAACGAAGCUGAUGGCCCAAUUCAUUCUCCUUCUCCUCAAGAAAUAGCCAGAAUUGAAUCAACUCAUAAUCCAAUUAAUUUGCGAAGAGUGGUAUCUGAUCAAAGUCGGGUAGCGAGCAAUAAAGUAAGUGAAGUUUCUUCGGGUUUUAGUAAUAAUCAGUUGAAACCCAGGCAUUAUUCGUCGUUCCUUAAUUUAGGUAGCCAAUAUGGUUUGCUGAAAGCUAGGCAUUAUUCAGUUAGGACUUCUAGGUUUACCUAUAGGAAAAAUGAUAGCUCCUCAAGCGAAGAUGAUGAUAAGGACGAAGAUGAAGCUUUUUUAAUGACGAAGAGGAAGGGUGUGGAUUUAAGAGGAUCACGAUUGAGUUUAAUUGGCUCAUCAGAUGCCGAGGGGAGUGGUGAUGAUGAUGAAGGGAAGGGAAAUGGGAAGAAGAUGAAGAUGAGCAGUGCUGCAUUGGGAAAAUAUGAUAUAAAGAAGACAAAAAGGAUACCAUUGAAAUUCUUGGAAGAGGAGGAUGAUUUGUCUCUACAUGUACAGGCUAUUAGGAAUGAGUUCAAUAAGAGGCGUAUGGCUGAAAAAGACAUUGGAGUGGGUGAUGACGACUCCAUCCUUAGUCCAAAGAGGUUUGAUGAGUGCAAUGUAUCUCCAUUGACAAUAAAAGCUCUUACUUUAGCAGGCUAUGUGCAAAUGACGAAAGUCCAAGAUGCUGCAAUAUCUGCUUGCCUCGAGGGGAAAGAUGCUUUGGUCAAAGCUAAAACUGGAACAGGGAAAAGUGCUGCUUUUCUGCUCCCCGCAAUUGAAACAGUUUUAAAGGCUUCAGCUAGCAAUGAGAGAAAACGGGUCCCACCAAUAUGUGUUCUUAUUGUUUGUCCCACAAGAGAACUAGCAAGCCAGAUAGCUGCAGAAGCCAAUGUGUUACUCAAAUAUCAUGAAGGAAUCGGUGUUCAAACUCUUGUUGGAGGCACUCGAUUCAAAGUUGAUCAGAAACGUCUAGAAACAGAACCAUGCCACAUUAUUAUCGCAACCCCUGGUAGAUUGUUGGAUCACAUUGAGAACAAGUCUGGAUUCUCUGCACGUUUGAUGGGAUUGAAAAUGCUUAUACUUGAUGAAGCAGACCAUUUAUUAGACCUUGGAUUCCGGAAGGACAUGGAGAAAAUUGUUGAUUGUUUACCUCGUCAAAGACAAUCUUUACUCUUUUCUUCAACACUUCCAAAAGAGGUUCGAAGGGUAUCUCAGCUUGUUUUGAAAAGGGAUCAUGAGUAUAUUAAUACAGUUGGGUUAGGUCCAGAAACACAUGAUAAGGUUAAUCAAUCUUACAUGAUUGCACCCCAUGAACAACAUUUUCAAAUAGUUCACCAUCUAUUGAAACAACAUAUUGCUCAAACCCCAAAUUAUAAGGUUAUUGUAUUCUGUACGACAGCAAUGAUGACAUCACUGAUGUUUUCCCUUUUUCGUGAGAUGAAAUUGAAUGUCAGAGAGAUUCAUUCAAGGAAACCACAACUUUACAGAAGCCGUGUUUCUGAAGAAUUCAAGGAAGCAAAACAGCUGAUUCUUAUCACAUCUGACGUGUCGGCUCGUGGAAUGAAUUAUCCUGAUGUCAGUUUGGUAAUUCAGGUGGGUGUACCUGUUGACCGCGAACAGUAUAUAAAUCGUCUUGGAAGGACAGGGCGUGAAGGAAAAGGCGGGGAAGGAAUCUUGUUGAUUGCACCAUGGGAACAAUAUUUUCUUGAUGAAGUUAAAGAUCUCCCACUUCUUGAAUCCUCUUCACCACAUUUAGAUCCGGAUAUGAAAGUCAAGAUUGAGAAGGCAAUGGAGAAAGUUGACCCAAGUGUGAAAGAGGCAGCAUAUCAUGCAUGGCUUGGGUACUAUAACUCAGUUAGGGAAACAGGUAGAGAUAAAACGACACUUGUUGAGUUAGGAAAGGGGUUUUCCAACUCGAUUGGGUUACAGAAAGUGCCUGCUCUUUUUAGAAAAACAGCACUGAAAAUGGGGCUUAAAGAUAUUCCAGGUUCAGUUGUUUUGCUAUCGUUAUGUUUUGGGGUUUCAUUAACCAUAUGCUGA
Molecule: messenger RNA, 2472 nt
Organism: Lactuca virosa
Lineage: Eukaryota; Viridiplantae; Streptophyta; Magnoliopsida; Asterales; Asteraceae
Source: the annotation of a GenBank genome assembly